AUGCGGCUACUGGACACGUGGACGGGGAAUUUCCGCUGGGUUGACCAUCCUUCCACAGAACAUUACGCCAUCUUGUCCCACGUCUGGGACAUCAGCGGAGAGCAAACCUACGAGGACCUACGGACACUCCAGCAAAACAUCAAGGAUGAUUCAGCCAUAGGAACUCCUGCUACGACUAUACCCACACCGUUAGAGGGCAAGCGAUGGCGCCGCCUUAGCCUUUCUUGGCGCUGGCGGAAGAAUAUCCAGACUCGCCGAGCUUCAGCUACUGAGGUCCUUUCCAGAACUUCCCGCCCCCCAGACACCAUCUUCGCACACCCGCUUAUCAGCGAGAAGAUCCGUAACGCCUGUGCAGUUGCUCGGGCCGAUGGGUAUCGUUAUAUCUGGAUAGACUCGGGCUGUAUUGACAAGUCUAGCAGCGCGGAACUCUCAGCAGCCGUCAACUCGAUGUUCCACUGGUACCGUUGGGCAGAUGUUUGUUACGCACAUCUCCCUGAUGUUGCUGACGACGACAGUCCUCUUCUGGAUGACUCCCAGUUCCGCCGGAGUCGAUGGCACAAGCGGGGCUGGACGCUCCAGGAGCUCAUCGCUCCCGACAGGGUGGUAUUCCUCUCUCAGAAUUGGAAGUUGUUGGGAUCGAAGGUCUCCCUGGCGAAGGUCAUCGAGCAAGUCACGGGUGUCGAUCGCAUGGUUCUAGAAGAUCCGACGGCUGUUUUCUCCGUCAGCGUGGCCCGCCGAAUGUGGUGGGCGUCCAGUCGAGAGACAACCAGGGUGGAGGACGAGGCGUAUUCGCUUAUGGGAAUCUUUGGAGUCCACAUACCGGCCAUAUAUGGCGAGGGUCGACACGCCUUCGUUAGAUUGCAGCAAGAGAUUCUGCGUGCCAUCCCCGACCAGAGUCUCUUCGCAUGGGGUUCUUGUAUCACAGACACGACGCCUGGGCGGAUAUCCGGUGCACCUGAUGCCUCUUAUGGUCUACUAGCCUCUGCCCCUUCCGAUUUCGCUUACUCGAACCCAAGUGCGAGCGCGCAUGGUUACUACGACUUGUUGGGAACGCUCGGCCUUCCCAUGGAGACUCCUCCACCCGAUUUCACGAUCACUCCCUACGGUAUCCGCGCGCGACUACUCGUGAUCCCUAGCCCCGCGAUCAAUGUCGAGCGCCACUUCUUCCACACCUCCUUCCGUCCAAAAUACAUAGCGCUUCUCGGCUGCACUGACGAUGAAUUCCGUUAUCUCACCCUUCCCCUGUGCACCCCGUUGAAGCCCUCUCAGUCCCGCAACGAGCACAUCGUGUCUUUCAGCCCAGGCGCAUUCGUCCCCGUCCGCGUCUGGCCUAUCAGGCUGGAUUUCCUGGCGCGCUAUCGACACAGCAUUAUUCUUGCUGACCUGCUAAUACGCACCGGAGGCUUCCGUCCCGGUUCGCAGAGCGUCCGCCCGACCCCUGGCCUCGGUGACAAGAAGGUGUCGAACGAGGUUAUUCUCCGGAGCUGGUCCCAGUCACAUAUGUCCGCCAUGGGCUACUCAGUCCAGCAGCACCAACCUUACGUUCAAGACAGCAACUCGAACUCGCACAUGAUUGUCAUGCAAAACAGCACUAUCAGAGUAACAGUCGUCGUUACAGUCGGCGAGGCCAUGAUGCGCCCGAUAGUGCGCGUGCGAUACCAAACACUCUGCGCAACCCGUACGGGCACAUCCUCCGCGAGCCUGGACUCCGGGGAAGACGCCGUCGAACUUGUUGGGCGGGGAUACGCCAGACCCCCCGCCAAUGCAAAUGUCGCCUUCCUCUCGAGUUGGAGGAUGACGUUCAGCAUUACCGCACCUACAACCUCAGCCCCCCGCGGUCCUUCCGUACCGCCUCUGACUGAGUCACCUAGUACCCCUACCACCACGCACACCAGGACCGCGCACGAGUGGACCAUCACCUGCUGUCGAUUCAUCGACAGCGACGGCUUUUGGAAGCUCGGCGUCGAGGUCGACAUCGUCCCGACGAGCGUCCUCGAGGAUGUUCAUGAGCAGGAUCAAGGAGGCCCGGAAGUGGAUGAUAAAUCCCUCCGCCCCCACUCCGAUUCUGUCUCACAACUCCCCGACACUGCCGUGAAUCAAGAUGUUGCUCUCGCGGACGAUGCAUCUUCAUUCUCCGCAUCUGCACAAUUCGCACACAUGCGGGGAACGCGCCGUCCCAUGGGCCCUCGCUCACCAAGCACAUAG
Molecule: messenger RNA, 2205 nt
Organism: Dichomitus squalens LYAD-421 SS1
Lineage: Eukaryota; Fungi; Basidiomycota; Agaricomycetes; Polyporales; Polyporaceae
Product: HET-domain-containing protein
Exons: 2
Coding region: 1-2205 (734 amino acids)
Source: RefSeq, a predicted model, not a curated record